AUGUCUCAAUAUAAUAGUAUUAUUUAAUUAAAUCCAUUUAAAAUAAUCUUUGUCUGAAAAUAAAAUAUGAUCCUCAACUGCGUUUACCCUCCAGUCAGCAGACGGCGAUGUGCGUCUUUCAGGCGACGCUGCCAGCAUGACGUAUAAUCUAGUGGACGGUCCUUCAGAAACAGCUCGUCAACCACCUCUGUAGCUUCCUAGCCAACAAAUCCGAAACAUUCAAGCUAUUUAUACGCUUUCGGUGGAUAUUGGCUACUGUGUUUUAGACACACUUCUGUUGUAUCUACUUGUUAACCUAUUUAAUGUAAUAUUACGUUAUUUUGUAAUAGUCAGCUAUAGCAGCUGGCUGGUUAAGUUAGCACUAGUCUUGUCGCUAAUGAUAAACAUCACCGACCAUGAGCUCCCUAAACUACUCCCCUCCUGUUAAAGUAGAGGAGGUCUGCUGGACGGAGAAAGAAGCUCUGGGGCUGAACAUUGUUGUGAAAGAGGAGAAGGAAGAAGAGGAUGUUACAGUAAAACAAGAAGAGAAAGACGUUUUUGGAAUGAAGGAUGAAGAGGGGGAGAUUACUGUCACAUUAGAGGAUGACGAAGAAGAGAAGACUGGAGAACUGAUUAACACCAGUAAAUACAGAGAGAGACAGGACUAUCGUGGAUCCUCUGGGGAUCCUCAACAACAUUAUGAUGCUGACGAGGCAGAGAAGAGUCUCUCCAGAUCAGAACACCUCAAGAAACACCUGCAGAGACCCACAGGGAAGAAAUCUCACCACUGCUCUGACUGUGGGAAGAGUUAUUCAAGAUCAGAUUCACUUAAACUACAUAAGAGAAUACACCAGCGAGUACACACAGGAGAGAAACCUCACCACUGUUUUGACUGUGGGAAGAGUUACUUAAAAUCAGAUUCACUUAAACUACACCUGAGAAUACACACUGGAGAGAAUCUUCACUGCUGCUCAGACUGUGGGAAGAGAUUCACCUCUUCAGUAGACCUUAAAAUACAUCAGAGAAUUCACACUGGAGAGAAACCUUUUGGCUGUGAUCAAUGUGGGAAGAGUUUUACUAAGCCAAGCAACUUGAAAUCACACCAGCGAAUACACACUGGAGAGAAACCUUAUGGCUGUGAUCAAUGUGGGAAGAGUUUUACUCAGUCAAGCGGCCUGAUAUCACACCAGAUAACACACACAGGAGAGAAACCAUACAGCUGUACUCAAUGUGGGAAGAGUUUUGCUACAUCUGGCUAUCUGAAGAUACACCAGAGAAUACACACAGGAGAGAAACCUUUUAGCUGUGAUCAAUGUGGGAAGAGUUUUGCUACAUCUGUCUAUCUGAAAAUACACCAGAGAAUACAUACAGGAGAGAAACCGUAUAGCUGUAAUCAAUGUGGGAAGAGUUUUACUCAGUCAAGCAGCCUGACAUCACACCAAAGAAUACACAGGAGAGAAAUCCCAUAGCUGUAAUUAAUGUGGGAAGAGUUUUACUCGGUCAAACAGCCUGAUAUCACACCAGCGGACACACACAUGAGAGAAACCUUAUGGCUAUGAUCAAUGUGACAAGAGAUACUCUGAUAAAAUAUAUCUAAUCAAACAUCAGAAAAUACAUACAUGAAGGAGUUGUUUCACAAUAUCAAUUAAAUAUUGUCACAAUGUAGAAUGUUUUAACAUUGUAGUCUUGAGUAUUUGAAUGUAGCACCCUAAAUGUUUGCCCCCUGUUCAUUUGAUUUUAGCAUGAUAAGGAUUUUAGCCAAAUCCAGGCUCUGAAUUGAACGAGUAUUAUUUAUGUGAUUUAACAAAAAUGUGCUAUCAAAAAAAGUAUUGUUACACUUACCACGUUGGUGACCCUCUUGAAUCAAAAUGCAACACUCCAAAAUGUAGCCAUCUGUUUACAUCUAUUACUAUUUAUGUAAAUGAACAAAAAGUGACUAACAAAAAAAGAGCAGGUGUGAUGUUGUUUGUAUGAUGUUGUUUUGUUUAUAAAAUAAAAUAUUUUCAGGUCUUU
This is a messenger RNA of Oncorhynchus keta (chum salmon), 1992 nucleotides long. Its product is annotated as gastrula zinc finger protein XlCGF8.2DB-like. Gene Ontology annotation, biological process: regulation of immune system process; regulation of cytokine production; negative regulation of transcription by RNA polymerase II. The record is from RefSeq and is a predicted model, not a curated record. The coding region runs from base 396 to 1448 and encodes 350 amino acids. The transcript is spliced from 2 exons. NCBI's taxonomy places the organism in Eukaryota, Metazoa, Chordata, Actinopteri, Salmoniformes, Salmonidae.